GCCCAUUCAUUGAUAGAAUACAGCUGUUAAAGUUUGUGUUGUAGGCAACCCUCAACAGUUGUUAGGUUUACUGACAUCGAAACAAAAAGAUCUGGGUUUCCAUUCAUCGAUUCCACUGCUCCCUUUCCUACCAUACAAUGGCAUUAGAAUGCGUUGGUGGUGCUUUUCUUUCUUCUUUCCUCGGGACUGUAUUUCAGAAGCUGGCUUCUCCUCAAGUUCUGGAUUUCUUUCGUGGAACAAAGAUCGAUCAGAAGCUGCGGAAGGACUUAGAAAACAAGCUCUUCUCCAUCCAAGCUGUGCUUGAUGAUGCUGAACAAAAACAGUUUGGAAAUAUGCAAGUGAGAGACUGGCUUAUUAAGCUCAAAGUUGCCAUGCUUGACGUUGAAGAUGUCUUGGAUGAAAUACAACACUCCAGACUUCAAGUUCAACCUCAAUCUGAAUCUCAAACCUGUACUUGCAAGGUACCUAAUUUCUUUAAAUCUUCCCCUGUUAGUUCCUUUAACAAGGAAAUUAAUUCCAGCAUGAAAAACGUGCUUGAUGACCUAGAUGAUCUUGCAAGCCGGAUGGAUAAUCUAGGUUUGAAAAAGGCUAGUGGUCUUGUAGCAGGAUCAGGAUCAGGAUCAGGAUCUGGUGGUAAAGUGCCACAAUCAACAUCUUCAGUGGUUGAAAGUGAUAUUUGUGGCAGAGAUGGUGAUAAAGAAAUCAUCAUUAACUGGCUCACUUCUGACACUGAUAACAAGCUGUCAAUACUUUCUAUCGUGGGCAUGGGCGGGUUGGGUAAGACCACGCUUGCCCAACUUGUAUACAAUGACCCAAGAAUAGUGAGUAAGUUUGAUGUCAAAGCUUGGAUCUGUGUUUCAGAGGAAUUUGAUGUUUUCAACGUAUCAAGAGCAAUUCUUGACACGAUUACUGAUUCGACUGAUCAUGGUAGAGAGCUAGAAAUAGUUCAGAGAAGACUUAAAGAAAAAUUGGCAGAUAAAAAAUUUCUCCUCGUUUUGGAUGACGUUUGGAACGAAAGCAGGCCUAAAUGGGAAGCUGUGCAGAAUGCUCUUGUUUGUGGAGCUCAGGGAAGUAGGAUCCUUGUCACAACACGCAGUGGGAAAGUUUCUUCUACCAUGGGGUCAAAAGAACACAAGCUGAGGCUAUUACAAGAAGAUUAUUGCUGGAAAUUGUUCGCAAAACACGCAUUCAGAGAUGAUAAUCUUCCACGAGAUCCAGGAUGCCCAGAGAUUGGUAUGAAGAUUGUUAAAAAAUGUAAAGGGCUUCCUCUGGCCUUGAAGUCAAUGGGAAGUCUAUUACACAGCAAACCAUUUGCCUGGGAAUGGGAAGGCGUGUUGCAAAGCGAAAUAUGGGAAUUAAAGGACAGUGAUAUUGUUCCUGCUUUAGCAUUGAGCUAUCACCAACUUCCUCCCCAUCUCAAGACAUGUUUUGCUUACUGUGCUUUAUUCCCCAAGGAUUAUAUGUUUGACAGGGAGUGUUUAAUUCAGUUGUGGAUGGCUGAAAAUUUCCUAAACCACCAUCAAUGCAAUAAGAGUCCAGAAGAAGUUGGCCAACAGUACUUCAAUGAUCUACUAUCAAGGUCCUUCUUUCAACAAUCAAGCGAAAAUAAAGAAGUAUUUGUCAUGCAUGACCUUCUAAAUGAUUUGGCAAAAUAUGUUUGUGGGGACAUCUAUUUCAGGUUGGAAGUUGAUCAAGCUAAAAAUACACAGAAAAUAACCCGUCAUUUUUCAGUUUCAAUCAUUACCAAACAAUAUUUUGAUGUGUUUGGAACUUCAUGUGAUACUAAAAGGUUACGUACAUUUAUGCCAACAAGCAGGAUCAUGAAUGGAUAUUACUAUCAUUGGCAUUGCAAUAUGUUGAUACAUGAAUUGUUCUCCAAGUUUAAGUUCUUACGUGUCUUAUCUCUGUCUUGUUGUUCUGACAUUAAAGAGCUGCCUGACUCUGUUUGCAAUUUUAAACAUCUCCGUUCAUUAGACCUCUCCAAAACUGGCAUUGAAAAACUACCUGAAUCCACAUGUUCACUCUACAACUUGCAAAUACUGAAGCUGGUCAAUUGUAGACAUUUGAAGAAGCUGCCCUCAAAUUUACAUAAACUCGCCAAUUUGUGCAUUUUAUCUUUGUCUCAGUGUUCUGGGCUUACAGAAGUGCCCAACUCUAUAGGUGAUCUUAAACAUCUUCGUUCAUUAGACCUUUCCCAUACUCGCAUAAAAAAACUACCUGAUUCAACAUGUUCACUCUCCAACUUGCAAAUACUGAAGCUGAACUAUUGUAGAUAUUUGAAGGAGCUUCCCUCAAAUUUGCAUCAACUCACCAAUUUUCAUCGCCUUGAAUUUGUAGAUACUGAACUGAUAAAGGUGCCACCACAUUUGGGAAAGCUGAAGAAUCUUCAAGUUUUGAUGAGUUCGUUUGAUGUUGGUAAAAGUAGCGAGUUCACUAUUCAGCAAUUAGGAGAGCUCAAUCUUCAUGGAAGACUAUCAUUUUGGGAGCUGCAGAAUAUUGAGAACCCCUCAGAUGCAUUAGCUGCAGAUUUGAAAAAUAAAACAUGCCUUGUGGAACUAGAGUUUGGAUGGAAUUCGCACCGGAACCCUGAUGAUUUUGCCAAAGAAAGGGAUGUAAUUGAGAAUCUACAACCUUCCAAACACUUGGAGAAGUUGUCAAUCAGGAACUAUGGUGGUAAACAAUUCCCAAAUUGGUUAUCCGUUAAUUCUUUAUCAAAUGUGGUGUCCUUAGAGUUGCACAACUGUCAAUCUUGCCAACAUUUGCCUUCCCUUGGACUUUUUCCAUUUCUCAAGAACCUUGAGAUUUCAAGUCUUGAUGGGAUAGUGAGCAUUGGUGCUGAUUUUCAUGGGGAUAGCACUUCUUCAUUUCCAUCGUUGGAAACAUUGAAGUUCUCCUCUAUGGCAGCAUGGGAAAAAUGGGAACGUGAAGCUAUGAAAGGUGCUUUUCCGUGUCUUCAAUAUCUUUCUAUUAAGAAAUGUCCAAAGCUGAAAGGUCACCUCCCAGAGCAACUUCUUCCUUUAAAGAAACUUGAAAUUAGUGAGUGCAACAAACUUGAGGCUUCAGCUCCCAGGGCUCUAGAACUAAGCCUAAAAGACUUUGGAAAGCUGCAACUUGACUGGGCUACUUUGAAAAAGCUCAGAAUGGGUGGACACAGCAUGAAAGCAUCGUUGCUGGAAAAGUCUGAUACUUUGAAAGAACUGGAAAUUUAUUGUUGCCCGAAAUAUGAAAUGUUUUGCGAUUGUGAAAUGAGUGAUGAUGGCUGUGACUCUCUAAAGACUUUUCCGCUAGAUUUCUUCCCAGCACUCAGGACCCUUGAUCUCAGUGGCUUUCGUAAUCUACAGAUGAUUACACAGGAUCACACCCAUAAUCAUCUUGAAGUUCUGGCAUUCGGUAAGUGCCCUCAGUUAGAAUCAUUGCCUGGAAAGAUGCAUAUACUGCUUCCAUCUCUGAAGGAGCUACGAAUAUAUGAUUGUCCAAGAGUUGAGUCGUUCCCUGAAGGAGGUUUGCCAUCAAAUCUAAAACAGAUGUAUCUCUAUAAAUGCUCCUCUGGACUUGUGGCCUCUCUGAAAGGGGCUUUGGGAGAAAAUCCCUCUCUGGAAUGGUUGUUGAUUAGUAACCUAGAUGAGGAAUCUUUUCCUGAUGAAGGUUUGCUUCCACUCUCUCUUACUUAUCUAUGGAUCCAUGAUUUUCCAAAUCUAGAAAAACUGGAAUACAAGGGGCUCUGUCAGCUCUCCUCUCUCAAGGGAUUGAAUCUUGAUGACUGCCCCAACCUCCAACAGUUACCAGAGGAGGGUCUUCCCAAAUCCAUUUCACAUCUUAAAAUUUCUGGCAAUUGUCCGUUGCUGAAGCAGCGUUGCCAGAACUCAGGAGGCCAAGACUGGUCAAAGAUUGUUCACAUUCAAACCGUGGAUAUUAAUACAUGGUAGUGACGUUGAUUUUUAAGUAUUUAUCUUGAGACUUUUUUUUAUCUGAAUUAUCAUGAAACUUCUACACCAUUUGUAAAUCAAGGAAAUUACUAAAUAAUUGUUUUCUUACACUUACAUUGUUUUUUAUUAUGCUAUUAAUAACAAAUAUUUGGUAUAUUAUUUAA
Molecule: messenger RNA, 4090 nt
Organism: Glycine soja
Lineage: Eukaryota; Viridiplantae; Streptophyta; Magnoliopsida; Fabales; Fabaceae
Product: putative disease resistance protein At3g14460
Exons: 1
Coding region: 138-3926 (1262 amino acids)
Biological process (GO): defense response to other organism
Molecular function (GO): protein binding; ADP binding
Source: RefSeq, a predicted model, not a curated record